AUGCAGUUCCGCUUUAGGGCUUCAGAAGAAAGAGGAGGUGAUGAUCAUGGUUGGUUAAAGACCUUCCACACCUUUUCCUUUGCGGAUUAUUACGAUCGAGAUUUCGUUCAGUAUGGACCGUUGAGGGUCAUCAAUGAGGAUAGGGUAUUUCCCGGUCAAGGCUUCCCCUUCCAUCGUCAUCAAGAAGCCGAAAUCUUUUCCUAUAUCCUCUCUGGCGAAUUAUCUCACAAAGAUACCAUGGGAAAUGUCGAAACUAUGAAAAGAGGAGACGUUCAAAUGACUUCUGGUGGUACUGGAAUCGCUCAUUCGGAAUACAACGAUCAUCCAAACAAAGAAGUUCAUUUCUUACAAAUCUGGGCUCGUCCAUCUCAACGUGCAUUAAAACCUCAAUAUUACACACGUCACUUUACCGACGCCGAUAAGAAAGAUAAAUUCGCACAUAUCGUCGCUCCGGUAGGAUACGAAACUGUUAAAGAUGUCAGAGAAGCCGAUGGUCCAACUCCUGUACAUGCUCCAUUACACUUUUUCACUUCUUUAUUAUCACCGAAAGCCGAUCCUGUGACACAUACUGUAUUACCCAGGUUCAACCCUGUCGAAGGGUCAACGGAUAAACUGGUGUAUCUUCAAGUGGUACAGUCAUCGGGAUAUUCGAUCGAAGCUUCGAAGAAAGAUGGAAGUGGAGCUUUGAUAAAAGUUAUCGGUAAUAAUGGACAGGAGACGAUUUUAGGUGAAGGGGAUGGUGUGUUUGUGGAUGGAGCAGUGGAAGGUGAUGUGGUGAAGGUUGAGAACAUCGGGGAGAAAGUGGCAGAAGUCAUCUUGUUCGACAUGGACGCUUAG
This is a messenger RNA of Tremella mesenterica DSM 1558, 837 nucleotides long. RefSeq lists its product as uncharacterized. NCBI's taxonomy places the organism in Eukaryota, Fungi, Basidiomycota, Tremellomycetes, Tremellales, Tremellaceae. The coding region runs from base 1 to 837 and encodes 278 amino acids. The transcript has 3 exons. The record is from RefSeq and is a predicted model, not a curated record.